AUGACAAUAUAUAGGAUGGGAAGAAUAUGGACGAAAGAAAACUUCAAAAGAGUUUCAUGUUGUCUAGCACAUACAGAAAUAUACAAGGACAUACACAGACAUACACCACGACCAACCCAUAUGCUUAGAAUACUAAGAUUCAGGGCAAUCCGUCCACCAGCCACAGAUUUAAGAAGAGCUGCCGAUCCUUCGCCCUACAAAAAAUGGUUCGAAUUGUCAACGGGUGAAAAAGACGUCUUUGUAUCCACUUUUAGAGAUAUCUACAGAAAUAGGUACCCUGCCUCUGGUACAAAUUCUAAGCUUCAUACACUUCUGCCAAGAACCCACGACCCGUAUGAUACUCCAUCUCUGUUUGGCAUCUUCUACGACGAUAUAUGGAAAGUUGUCAACAGGACCAACAGAGAUAACCAUAGAUUCAGCGAUAAAUCAUUUAGGGGUCUUUUAGUGCGCAGGCACACUUAA
This is a messenger RNA of Zygosaccharomyces rouxii, 462 nucleotides long. It is a transcript of the gene MLO1, whose product is annotated as Mlo1p. Lineage: Eukaryota; Fungi; Ascomycota; Saccharomycetes; Saccharomycetales; Saccharomycetaceae. The record is from RefSeq and is a predicted model, not a curated record. The transcript has a single exon. Bases 1 to 462 code for a protein of 153 amino acids.